GCAGGUUCAUGCGACAUUCGAUACCAACAACAAAUCAAGGCCAACUUCGCAGCUAAAACGUUGCUCGCUACAGCAAAACUUUUCAACUGUUGGACCUCGGUGAGUCAACCGUACAGUGAACAAUCUGCGAUUGUCGUAAGCUGAAUACAGGUAAAUAUCUUCUCCCAGCACCCCGGCACAUCGUCAUCUUUGUCCGCGUCUUGUUUGGGUUCAAAGUUUCAUCAGCAACAUACGUGUCUUUCGGGCGGCUAUUUGAGGCGCAUCCGUACGUUCUAUGCACGACAUUGCCUGCUGAUCACACACCGCGUUGAGACCUUUCUGUGAACCCUUGCAAUAUACCGGAACAAGUUCGUGUCGUGCAUAUAGUGAAGCAACAAGAAAAGGCAACGCGUUCCCCAUUUGUGAUAUUUAUAGAUUCCGUGCCGCUGUUCACAUUCUAAAAAACUUGAUAAAGCGCAUCAACACAAUCCUACCGAAAUGACUCUCGUCUGGGGCAUUAUUGCAUCGUUCCUGUACGUGGAAAUAUUUGUGGUGCUACUGCUCGUACUACCGCUCCGGAGCCCACAGCAAUGGCAUCGAUUUUUCAAAUCCCGCUUCCUGGCGAUGCUGAGCCGCCAAGCCCAGACCUAUUUCUAUCUGCUGCUCGCUGUAUUGGUGCUGUUCCUCCUGGAAGCGAUCCGCGAGAUGCGUAAAUACUCCUCCAACGAUCAUACGCACACCGAAACGCACCUGAAUGUGGAGAUGCAGCACAGUAUGCGAUUGUUCCGUGCCCAGCGUAACUUUUACAUUUCCGGCUUUGCCAUCUUCCUGUCGCUGGUGAUUCGUCGGCUGGUAUCACUGAUUAGCGGCCAGGCUGUUUUGCUCGCACAGGCAGAAGCUUCGAUGAAGCAGGCGCAAAGUGCUACCAGCGCCGCUCGCACACUGAUGAAUCAGCAGAAGGAUGGCGAUAAGAAAGCGGAUGCCAAGGACAAACCGGCUGGCGAUGCACCAAAUACCGAUGAGCUAAAGAAGAAGGUCGCCGAGCUUGAGCAGGAACUGGCCAAGGAGCGCAAGGAUAAGGAGGCCAUGAAAUCACAAUCGGAAAGUCUAAACCGCGAAUACGAUCGACUAACGGAAGAGUACAGCAAACUGCAGAAGAAGAUCACCGUUUCCAGCGCAGAUAAGAGUGAUUAAGUUUUUUGGCAAAAUUUUCUUUUCAUAAUUAAUUGGCAUCUUGAAUUUUUAUACGUACGGUUUAAGGUUUUGGGCUAUUUAUGGCGUGGAGUAUUGCGUGCGUACUUGUCUUUUCUACCAAUUAUGCUCAUCAUUCAUGUAUAAAUCUAAGUGAUGUUCCAUUACACAUUGUUUGCGACAAAUUUAAAGUUCACUUUAAAAACUAGCUUUUGUUUUUGUUUUUCUAUAACAUUCAUUUUCUUCUAUUUAAUUGUCGUAUGCAUGUAAUAAUUCACGGAUUUACGAUCCUUUUUGCGGGCGAUGGCCGAUUGCAUAAACAACCAAAACUUUGCAAGGAAUAACUUAAAGAGAGUGGAUUGUAUUGCACCUCAGAUAGAAGAGUUGUUUCUUCGGACAGAGUAAUAUGGAACGAAGGCACUGAAUUUUCGAACGAUAAAACAAAUUCUUUCUUCUUGCAACAAAAAAAAAACAAACAAAAAUAUUGUAUGAGAGACGCUGAACUAGGACAAAA
Molecule: messenger RNA, 1684 nt
Organism: Anopheles merus
Lineage: Eukaryota; Metazoa; Arthropoda; Insecta; Diptera; Culicidae
Product: B-cell receptor-associated protein 31-like
Exons: 3
Coding region: 478-1173 (231 amino acids)
Biological process (GO): intracellular protein transport; endoplasmic reticulum to Golgi vesicle-mediated transport
Cellular component (GO): endoplasmic reticulum membrane; endoplasmic reticulum
Source: RefSeq, a predicted model, not a curated record